AUGUCCGAAGCACCGGGUCCUAACCAUCCCCGAACCUCCGUCUCGGGCGGCUCCAGUUCUCAACCCACGCCAGCCAACAAUGUCCGUGGCGGGGAUGCUGGUGGAGACAAGCCCUCCCACAGGGGAGGCUCGCAUGAUCUGCUGAAUGAGGGACCGGGCCAUAUCGCUGCUCACAACCCGCGAUCUACUACUGGAGCAUUCCUUGCGCUGAAGGAUCAGAAGACUCGAGCGGAGAACAACUUCUUAGCCCAAGCAGAUCUAGCGUCUGGAAAAUCCCAGACCGAAGAACAUGCUGGACCAACUUGUACGACCGAGGACCACUCAUUUAUGGGCCAGAAGCCCGGGGGCUCAGAUGCCCUUCCAGGAUGGGAGACUGUGAAGAAUAUCAUCCCGGGCGCGGGUGGUCAGUCCAGCUAG
Messenger RNA from Penicillium daleae, 417 nucleotides. RefSeq lists its product as uncharacterized. The transcript has 3 exons. Bases 1 to 417 code for a protein of 138 amino acids. The record is from RefSeq and is a predicted model, not a curated record. NCBI's taxonomy places the organism in Eukaryota, Fungi, Ascomycota, Eurotiomycetes, Eurotiales, Aspergillaceae.